Molecule: messenger RNA, 11143 nt
Organism: Pristis pectinata (smalltooth sawfish)
Lineage: Eukaryota; Metazoa; Chordata; Chondrichthyes; Rhinopristiformes; Pristidae
Gene: sema6bb
Product: sema domain, transmembrane domain (TM), and cytoplasmic domain, (semaphorin) 6Bb
Exons: 18
Coding region: 605-3319 (904 amino acids)
Biological process (GO): neural crest cell migration; negative regulation of axon extension involved in axon guidance; axon guidance
Molecular function (GO): semaphorin receptor binding; chemorepellent activity
Source: RefSeq, a predicted model, not a curated record
GGUAUGAGGUGGGAGCUCAGCCCCAAAUCCGUGCAGUGUGUUUCACAGACACUGAAGGGGGAAGAGAGAGACUGCAUAUCCACACACACGCUGCAGGGACAAAUCACUUUCUCGGCCGCUGCCUCUGCCCCAGCCUCCUUGGAUCUACACACUGCAAAAGGCACAACAGAACCAGGUGGCUUUCAACUGUAUUCAGCUGCUGUGGGUGCAGGCAGACUUCCAGGACUGUCUUCCUCUAGCCCUUUCCCGGUUACAUCUGCGAAGGAGUAGCAUUUGGACUUGAGUGCAAAGCCAGGGCAGGUAUAGAGACAACUAGUUAAGAACAUGAGCCGAGACGACCCCACGGAUGGGUGAUUAGUGAAGCGCUCUGCCUGUUUGCCAACCGAUUCCUUCAGAGUAUUAAAGCCUCAGCUAACAAGGUAAUUCGGGCGAGUGCUCACCCCCGGUGCAUGCAGAAGCCGUUUGACUCUGAAAACAAGGUUGAUGUCCAGCUCUUCCUGAACUUGCACUUCUCAGAUCCCUUCAGUGUAAUGAGUUUCAUUGCUCGCCAUUUCAUCUCUUGGGAUUAGGUGUCUCUGAAGAAGACCAUAUUUCCUCUCUCACCAUGAAGUCGUUGACCUUCCUAAUCCUCUCGUUAUUGACUGGACUGUCUGAAGCCACUUUCCCAGAUGACAGCGGACCCCUCAGCACUGGGUCAGUGGACUACAUGAAGCACAGUGUAGUCUUUGUUGGAAAUGGACUCGGAGCAAGCCCUGGCCUCACAGAGAGGCUGGAUGUUCAACGGAUACUGAAAGUGAACAGGACCCUCUUCAUAGGUGGAAGGGAUCAUCUAUACAGUGUGGAUUUGGAUGCACCCGUGGCAGAUGAAAUGUUUUAUAACAAAAAACUGACAUGGCGAUCGAAUCAACAUGACAUUGAUAUCUGCAGAAUGAAAGGCAAAAAUGAGGCAGAAUGUCGGAACUUUAUCAAAGUACUUCUGAAGAGGAAUAACAGCGUGCUUUUCAUCUGUGGGACGAAUGCCUACAAUCCAGUGUGUGCAAAUUACACAAUGGACACCCUGGAGUCCCUUGGACCUAGUAUCAGCGGAAUGGCAAGAUGCCCUUAUGAUCCCAAACAGGCCAAUGUUGCACUCUUUGCUGAUAAUAAGCUUUUUACUGGAACAGUCACUGAUUUCCUAGCGAUUGAUGCCGUUAUCUACAGGAGCCUGGGAGGUAGUCCAACUCUCCGGACAGUCAAACAUGACUCCAAAUGGUUCAAAGAACCAUACUUUAUCCAUGCUGUGGAAUAUGGUCGUCAUGUUUUCUUCUUUUUCCGAGAAAUCGCUAUGGAAUUUAACUACCUGGAAAAGGUGGUUCUCUCCAGAGUUGCUCGGGUCUGCAAGAAUGACAUGGGAGGCUCCCAGCGAGUGCUAGAGAAGCAGUGGACAUCCUUCUUGAAAGCACGUUUGAACUGCUCGGUGCCAGGAGACUCACAUUUCUACUUCAAUGUCCUUCAGGCAGUUACUGACAUCAUCCGCAUUAAUGGGCACACCAUCGUACUCGCCAUAUUCUCCACUCCCUCCAAUAGCAUUCCUGGAUCUGCCAUCUGUGCCUUCGACAUGGAGCAGAUUUCCAGCAUUUUUGACGGACGUUUCAAGGAGCAGAAGUCCCCAGAGUCUAUCUGGACACCGGUUCCUGAGGAAUUGGUUCCAAAGCCAAGACCCGGCUGCUGUGCGGAACCAGGAACAAAAUACAACUCCUCUAAUGGAUUUCCGGAUGAGAUGUUGAACUUCGUGAAGACUCACCCACUGAUGGAUGAUACAGUUCCCUCAUUAAACCAUGGGCCAUGGAUUAUAAAGACAACCAUCAGGGAUCGACUGAACAAGAUUGUAGUGGAUACAGAGGCAGGCCCCUUUAAGAAUUACACUGUGGUAUUCCUAGGCUCUGAAACUGGGAUUAUUCUCAAAUUCCUCAUUCGACCAACUACAAGUACAAACUUUGUCAAUCGAAGCCUAUUCCUUGAACAUUUUGAUGCUUACAGCCCAGAGAAGUGCAAUAGCAAAGGACAUGAGCACCGGAAGAUUGUGGGAAUGGAGCUCGAUAAGAUCAGUGGAACACUGCUGGUGGCAUUUUCCUCUUGUGUCGUCCGUGUUGCAUUUGCCCAUUGUCAGCAACAUGCUGCCUGCAUGAAGAGCUGUGUUGGCACACGUGACCCCUACUGUGGCUGGGUUGGAGAUGGACAAUGCGCGUAUUUGGAACCAGGAACCAGCAUUCCAUUUGAACAAGAUGUUGAUCAUGGAAAUACAACACACCUGGGUGACUGCCAAGGCCUGAUACAUGAAAGUUUUGUCGAGGAGCCCAACGGUCUGGUUUCUGUCAACCUCCUGGUGAUCUCAGCCAUUGCUGCCUUUGUGAUCGGAGCUGUUAUCUCUGGGUUCAGCGUCUGUUGGUUCAUUGGCCACCGGGACAAAAAAGACACAGCAAGGAGGAAAGACAAGGAAACCAUCCUUUCUCACAGCGAGUCUGUGGUCAGUGUUACCAAGCUCGGUGGCAUGGUGGAACGUCGCUCCAGAGGGCAGCCGGAAACCCUGCUUGCUCCUCUCAUGCAGAAUGGCUGGUCGAAGAACUUGAUCAAAACCAGCCAGCAUCACCUUGAUUCCACAGUUCUCCCGACGCCGGAACAGACGCCACUGCAGCAGAAACGCAGUGCGGGCAUCAGAAGCUGCGAGUGGGAUCAGAACCUGAUUAAUGCAAGCCUGAGAGAUCAGUCGUGCGCAGGAUCACCAAUGAUCCUCGUUGACUCCACGCACCAAACAGUGCCCCAUCACGUUGGCAACAUGCGGGUCAUCCCAACUUCCCGCCAUUCCUUCCAUCGGGAUCAGGAGCUGGUGAGUGACAGUAAAGAUGUCAUGGACAACCAUUAUCUUACGCAUGGUAUGAGAGAACAGCUGGACAACCCAAGUUCUCACUAUAGGUCGUCCUUGGGUGGGAACGGAGGUAGCCAUGCUUUUGUGGAAUAUUCAGUAUCUCCUCAUAACAGCCCCAAGAGAAGAAGAGGUGCAUCCACGCCCGUAUUGCCGCAAGACUAUAUUGGGGAUGACCCAACUUGUUCCACACAGUGGAAUUACGAGAAAGCAAAUGCAUCCAUACCCUCACAGCACAUGAGGAGUCAAACAUUUAACAGAGGGGAAAGUUCAACAGCUCUGCAGAGAAAGGACCCAGUGACUGUGCACCACGUACAUCUCCAUCAGUCAGUCCAGUCCGUCACCGGGCAACCUGACCUCGCAAGCUUCAAAGCACCAAAAAAGUCAGGCGUUGAAAGGACACCUUCAGCAAAAUGAGAUACAUUCUGCUUUCCUAUUUCUUCAUUAAUCUUUGUGAAAAUGUGUGACAAAUAUUUAAAAGCAAAAGUUAACUACUAGAGGAAAACUGGGCAUGGAGACAACAGUCCUCCUUAAACAACAAAGACCUGUCCUCAAAAUAAUGGAUUUAUUUCCUUUGCAAAAAAAAUACAUGAGCUUCAGAAGGAUGUAGGGGAGAAAAUUACUGAGGAAUCUUACUGGAUUUCUCUUUACUGCUGCCUUUUCAGGAGCCAUAGUAAGAGAGAAAAGUUAUCCUGGAAUUUUAAUUAGCAAUUAUUCUUACAAUUUUUCACAGCAAGACUUUUAUUACUGCUAAUCUAAUAAAAUAAAAUCCAACUGCACAAGAUACUGGCUGUGCACUUCAGAAAAUCAUUAGACUCCCUUAUAUGAGUUUCUAAAGCUGAUUUACUGUUACUUUAUAUCAUUGCUGAAACCAAUUCAGCAUGAUCCUUUGUUUGGACAAGCUACAUUGGGCUUAAUUUCAGAUUUAUGCAGAUUAGAUUUACAGCAAUGCAUUCUUUCGGUAUCAGAAUCGUAGAUUGACACAGGCUAUGAGGACAAACAUACACACACCAACUCUUUGGCAGAACUUUUUAUUCAGACUCAUUUUCUUGCCUUUCCUUAAUCUCUCCAACACUUCUUCAAACUUCUUUUGAAACUUAUUUUGAAUCUGCUUCUGCCACCCUUUCAGACAGUGCAUUCAGAUCCAAGCAAUUUACUGCAUAAAUGAUUUCUUCCUCAAGUCACUUCUCAUUCUUUUGCCAAUUACCCCAUGUCCAAGUCAUCUGGUUACUGACCCUUCUGACAAAAGAAGACAAUUUCUCUGUUUUGGUUGUGAAGACCCCUCAUGAACAAAUCCCUUAACUUUUCUUCUUCCAGCUUCUUUGUGUCUCCAAUAACUGAAGUUCCUCAUUCUCAGCACCAUUCCAAUUAAACUCCUCAGCAGCUACUUGAAGGCCUUGACACCCUUCCUAAACUUUAACACCCAAAACUAACCACAAUGCUCCAUUUGCCCUGACUGAUUAAUCAUGAUUUCCAUCCUUUAGUGUGCUAUGUACAAAGCCAACGAUCCUGAGAGCAUUUUGAAAAACUUUCUUCACUUUUCCUGGCCAUCUUCAGAGAUUUGUGGAUAUAAACCCUUGGGGCUCUCUGAUCUUUAUAGUCCCUUUAAAAUGGUAAUUACAAGAUAAGAUUGUCAUAUUGCCUAUUCGCCUGCCCCAUGUAAUGCAGCUCACCAAUAUGAACAACCACCAAAUCUCAUAGGGUUGCAAUAGUGGUCUAGUGAGCAGACAUGGACAGAAUUCAAGUAAGCUGACGUCUUCCCCAAAUAUUAAUAGGAGACAUUUUCUCCAAAUCUCUUCUGCUGCCCUUUUCUCUUCUGAUAAAAGCAAUGAUACUGUGUCAUAUAUAACUGUAGUUCUCACAAAUUACCCAAUGAAUACUUGUCUAUUAAAGGACAGAAGGUGCUUCAGGUGAGUUUAAUUUUAUACUCAACCAGGAUUAGAUACAAUUCCAAGCAACAGUCACUGAAUGAUCAGCAAAAAUGGGAACAAAUAUUGACUGAUUUUGUCCUUGAACCCAGGGCUCUGAGAUUAAUUGUACCACUGUCCACAAGCCCCCUUAAGUUAAAUCACCAAUAUCAUUUACCAAGGAACACAUUAAAAUGAGCAUUAAGCUUGUCCAUGUCCAAUCACGUAAUUGAUUUAAAAAUAGUGUAACCCUCCAUCAGCCACCUUACAGAAAACACAAAUCUAAAUUGCAAAAAGGAAAACAUCAGUCAUUUUUUAACUUGAAAAGAAAGGCUGUGGAAAGCCAAAUCUGUCUGCAAUUCAACCAAAAAGACUACAAAGUAAUAAACUUUGAAUUUAUUAUGUAGACUUCAUGUCACAGAACCAGCUUCCCUAUCUCCUGGCAACUGUGGUGGUGUUACUGGCUAGAAAGUAUCAUCUGCAUCCUGGAACAGAGGCAGUGGGGCAACAUUUUACUUAAGUAUGGUGUGAUAUUAAAAUGAUGCUGAACACACAGAAAUAUUGUAGACAAAAUUUCCUUUCUCUUGGAUUCUGCCCAAGGUUAUCCAGUCUGCUUCCCUUUACCCUACCAAACAGACAUGAAACAAAAUCAUUUAUGCUAAUGUAUUUUUCAGGAAUACAUGAUACUUACUGGCAUUUUAUUUAAUUCUAUCCAAUAAGAUAAAAGAGCUAUCCAAAUUUAGCAUAAAUUUGAAGGAAAGCAAUGCUGAUGUUUCCAAAACUGUGUAGCCACAGCCCCUUAAAACACAGAAAGUACAGUGACUGGUAACAUUAUUUGUCAAUUCUUUUACUUAGUUUGGUUCAGAUUUGAACAAAAAUCAUAACAAAAAGUUCAAAAGGCAACUCUCCUCUUAAACACUGAAUGUGGGAAUGGAAAGCUUUGCAAACCCCACAUUCCAUUUCUUAUUAAAAUCUAACCAAGAGGAGCUCCUGGAAAGCAGCAGUAAGAGUCCUGACGUAGUUACUGUAGCAGAAUGCAAGCACAAACUUUUCACGGAGAAGAUGUCAUUUUAUAAAAUUUUAGAUAAAGUACAAUUUUAGAAGCACUGAUAAUUUUGAUGAUGGUGUAAUGGUUGAAUUUUGCAAUGACUGUGAAAGACUUUCUCAGUAUUCAUGUAUUUAUGAACUGCACAUUGUGUAAGGUAGGGUAUAUCUAGAAAUGUUAGGGGACUGAGGACACUUACUCUCAGUGCUGUCAUUGGAAAUUCAGCAGAGUACAAUGAAGGGCACAAGAAAUGUUCAUACCACGCCCAAAUGAACUGUGAAAAAACCCAGCCAUAUAAUUACGAUUCUGUCCCAUUGCACUCAGUCGCGUCUAGAAGAAGGGUUUUGACCAGUACAACACUAGUGGUUGCAGGUCAGUCACUGGCAGAAGCAGUGACAGAAGCAAUUUAAACUGAUGAAUAUAUUAUUGUGACACAAGUAGUCUAUUGGCACAAAUUUAAAAUGUCCUGGCUCAGGUACAAUUUUACCUGUAGCGCCUUGAUAUCAGUGACAACACUGCCUUGCUCUUUAUUCUAAGGCCAGUGUUAAUUCCACAGCUCCCCAUGUGGUAAUUUUCCAUUAGGGAAACUAGAACAAUGAUACGGACAAAAUGGCUGAUGAAUAAGCCAAAUUAUAAUAUGUUUCAAUUCAAUGGCCGUAGAGCAACCAAGACAUUGUGUUAGUGGUGCAAAAUCAGUCCAUGGAUAAAAUCAUCACUAAUGGGUGAGAGGCAGGAGCAUACCAUCAGAAUGUAUAUAUACCGCCAGCAGGCUGUUCUAUGAAAGAUGUGUCAUUCUUCCUGCUCCAUACUAUUUAUUUUCCAUUCAUUUCAGUCAGCAUUGUUUCCAGUUUGGUGGCAAUAGUCUGCAUCAGACUCAGUGUUUCUGCUUUAUACUCAGUCUGAAAAAUGUCCAGUAGCUUAAUUUUGGAAUUAAGUAACAACGAGUGGGCCGAGGAAUUACAACUAGUGGCAAUCAUAAUGAUUAUUUAAACUAUUUGAACUAUUUUGUAACAUCAUAAAGAAUUUUUUUUUCAUCAUACUGUGACUUAAAUAUCAAUAGUUCUAUUUAUAACUUUAUCUGUUAGGUCAAAAUUUAUUUUGCAGGUAACUUUCCAGAAAGAAGUUAAUCUUGAACUCUGAUGAGCCUACUGAAGGAUGUUUGAACGCUGGCCAGGCCUGGUCCCAUAUGCAAUUGAUCAUUAACAAUUAUACAAAAUGUGUGUGUUGCUUCUCCGCCAGCUUACUCAUUCCUUGCGUUGCAUGGUGCUGUGCAUGCCUUGUGUGGGUCUGUGCAAAAUUCUUUUGACAUGGGCUUAGAUUUGGGCAUGGAAUGUAGACAUACCCAAGCCAAACUGAACAAUCUGCCCCAACCUGCCAAGCAGGGCACUCUGGGCAUUGUUUCUGAGCUCGGCCAAGACUCUUAAGUCUGGAUACAAGACUUUGGGGGCCAGCCUUUCUCUUGUAAAUAGUAUAUCGUUUACCUCCAUUGCACUUGACAAAAAUUAACAUUCUAUGACAGAUUCAUGAUGGUCCUAAUUAAACAACUGGGAGCUUGAUUCUGUCAUUAGUCAGAGCUUACUUCAACCUAUUUGCUUAAUUAUAAUUGUUAGUGCAUGAUGUGCAAAGGAGAAUAAAUACAAUUUGCCUUAAGGCUGCCAAAUCAGUCUCCUUGGGCACCAGUUGGAUCCACAUCAUUACUGUUACAGGCCAUAUUAGACCUACCAUACACUUUGCUCAUUGGUUGGUCCACACAUGAUGUACGUUAGACCUGUUAAAAGAAAAUCCAGUUUGAUGCUCAAUGAUAUUGGCAUAAGUGAUGAACUUUACCAGCAAAUCUGAGAAGCGCUUGUUUUGGGAACUAGUUUGGUCUUCAAAGGAUGGAAAAUGCUGCUAGUUUGAAAGGAAAGCCCAUUAUUGGAAUAAUUUUUGGGCUGACAAGAUAUAAUAACCACACCUCCCUCUUAAAAAUAUUGGGAGGGGAGGUGAAUAAGGGGACUUCAGUAGUUUAGCACUUGAUUUCUAGCCAUAGAUCACAGGUGUGAGUUGCAGGAUAGCCUGUCACUUGCUCGUUUCUUGUUGAGGAGUGUCUUUCUAUGGCCAUUGCAUGCAGUGCCACUCAAAAGCAAGAUGUUGCAGUUUAGAAAGAAACAUGGAGGGUACUCUAUCAAACCGACUUCUUUUGAAACAGCUCUCUUUGCUGCUGCUCUCAGACUGUUAAUCGUGGUGGUUUUAGAGAUGCCCUUGGCUCAGAAUAUGGAGGAAGCUGGAUGGUGUUGAGAUCUUUGAAGGAAAAAAAUUCUCCCAGUUCUAAUGGGAAGCUCUGUGUGUGCGCGUUUGUGUGAGUGUGUUUGUGUGUCAGUGUGUUUUCUUGUUUUACAAAGGGACUGGAACAACAAUAUGUAAUUCAAUUUUUGCUUAUGGAGUAAAACCCCAUGAUAAUGAAACUUCUUUAUAAUGAAAUACCUUUGUUGUCAAAUCUACUCCUGAUCUGUUUGCAUUUUGUUGUCAUUCACAAGUAGCUAUAAGAGUGUUACAUUGUGUGCAAUAUACCAUCUAAAAAUCCAAUCUCUCUCUCUCUCUCUAUCUCUCUCCUUCCAUAUACAUAUAACAUUAAUACAAUAACACGUUAUAGCUCUGCACAUGAGUCACUCAUGACUAUACUAUUAAUUAGGAAAUUUAUUUUUUUUUAUUUGUUUUGCUGAUUGAAAAUGUACUAAGUUUAAAAACACAUCUCAUAGGGUUUCUGGGAAUAAACAGAACCUGCAGGGCCUCUAUUAUCUUCUGUUAACAAUGAGGAUGCUCUAUUAUCAUUUAGUUUCUUGUUGACAAGUACCCACAACACAAAACUACCUUCAAGUAAGAAUCCAGUUGGCACUAAAUUGGUAAUCUAUCAAUACUAGGCACAUUAUAGGAGGCCACAAUACCAAAUCAAUCACUGCAUUCAAGAAGGACUUAGAUAAACCAUUAUAGAAGAAAAUGAUGAAAGGGUGUGGGGUAAGAGCGGGGAAAUGGUACCUCAAGGUUACCAUUGGUGUAAUGACUGGUUGCUUCCUGUGCUACAAGUUUUACCUCGCCAGGAGGUGGUGAGAGGAAGAACCAGAAAAUGUCACAUUGGCUGCAGCUUCUGAGGAUGAAUCUCAGGCACAUAAUAUGUCUGUUAGAGAGAUCCUGCUCUGUAUCUGCCUAUACUGCAUCUAAUCAGAUGUCCUUGAUGCAGAUGAAUAUUCUUUACCCCAACGCUAAACGUCCCUCAACUCAUGAAAUCAAAAUUAUGAAAAAUGUACAUUUUUCAGAUUGCUCAGAUUUUGAAAGAAACUGAUUCUCAAAUGUUGAUCAUGGAAAUGAAAAAGAUUCCAGGUGAGACUUAGUUUACUUUUAAAGUUUGCAGGUAAUUGUUUUGCUUUAAGAUAACCAAGGAUAUAAUCAGAACAGAUCAAUUCUUCCUUCACAAUUCUAAGUGGGUAAAUACAUCAUUUAGUGUGGGGCUGAGUAACAAACCUAAGUUCUAAGAUGUAAACCCUAACCUAUUCUGUGCCUGCUGAUCUUGACCAGGGCAGUAACUGGAAGGCUGCAGUUCCUCUCAGUGCACUCAACAACAACAGAAAAGAGAAAAAAAUCAUCCUGAGCUCUUGUUCUUUGAACACAGCCUGGUGAAGCUGAUGGAGUGUGCUCAGGUGGCGAAUGGGAUGGAGCUCAGCUCCAUUUCCUUACGCACGUCAUCCCCAGGUUACGGCAGGGUUCCAUUCCUGUGAACUGUUCAUAACCCAAACAGAUCGCAAGUCGGAAAUGCGGCCGUGAGCCGAGUUCCCAUGUGGCAGAAGGUGCCUGCAGCUCCACAGCAGCCGGCAAAUCCAUCCCACCGAUCUCCCAAAUGCUCAUUCAUAUGUACGAGCUGUACAUAAAUCGGGCAUUUGUAAACUGGGGAGGACCUGUAUAGUGAAAGAGUCUGUGGAUCCUCAAGAUAACCAUGCCAACUGAGAUUCCACAGGCAUUUUGGUGGCCAUGUGAAUCUCACUAUGAGUCAGCCUGUUGAAAAUCCAAGAUACAUCCAAAAUAGCCCAUAACCAAGCAGCCUUCAACCUGUUUCAGGUAACCCAUUUUGCAAAUCUGCUGGAAGAUGGCAUCAGAUGAGCCUCGGGCAUUAAUGGAUCAAGUGAGAUCUGCCAUUUUACUAAUCCCAGGUAAACAUGUUUUAGGCACCACGCAGACAACCUUGAGUUGAAUUUCUCCCCAGUUCAAAAUUUCCAUUUUUGUUGAAUGUAUUUGAUAAAACAUACAACCACCAUUCUUUUGAAAUUUCCAGAGAGUAGAGAGAUUAAUGUACUUGAAAUUGGAACAGGCAUUGCAGACCAUGAGUGAAAAUGUAUCUAACUGUUUGAGUCAGAUAAGUACAACUGGACUGCGCUUCCCAUUACUGUCACUGCAUACUGACAGAAUAAUCAAUGAACAGUCAACCCUACUGAAUUGAUCAAAGUAAUUCUCACCGUCUUGAGAAUCAGGUAAAUCUCUAAUUAAAUCUUUGAGUUGGUGACUAACUGGCAUUCUCAGCUGCAAUGGUGCUAGGCGUUGUUUAAUCAUACUUUCAAGAAUGGAAUGCACUGCUUUUCAUUAUGAAUCUCAAUUUUUAGGCAUUUUAUUCUGAGUUAAUGAUUUUAAUGAGAGUUGUUUAGGACAUGGGCAAAAACGUUAGCACAAUAGAAUGAAACAAAUGGAGCACAGAAUGGAAAUGUCCAAUUGCCCUUUUCUAAAAGGGGCCACAGAGAUCUUGCAUGCACAAGGAUUUGUCUAUCCAUCUCAGCAACUUAGGGUUCUCGGUACUAGGCCGUGUCUCUUCUCCAAAUUAAUGUAUUGUGCAAAGGUCCACUUGUAUUUCUCCCCUAUUUGUAAAAGGCUGUCCCAGUCUCUCUUGACUUCUGAAACAGACAUGCACUGGCUUUUUUUUUCUAAAUAUUGUGUUCUCUUUCUGAAAUGUGAAUUUUAAAUGCUUAUAAAGGUCCUACAUAAUAAAAAAAAAUCUGAUGUUGUAAGUUUCUUUUACUUUUUGCUGUUCUGAUGAUACAAUAUAGUAAAAAUGUAACAUGGCAUUAAUACAGUGUUUCAGCACUGUCCUGUAUGAUACUCUGGGGUGUAUAACAAAUAGCUAUGCAAUUCGCAGUUUGUUUUCAAUCUUGUGUAACUUAAAAACAACACAACCCCAUCAAAGCCUGUGCUUUAUUCCUGGACAGUCUGUAUUUUGCUUAAUGUGUAUAGAAUAUAUACAGGAUUUUCAUCACUUUAUCGUGGGGUGUU